AAAAAGCCCUCAGGACAGAUGUUUGCAAAUCCUCCAUCCCUACUCCCCAGAAGCAUCCACUCAAAAAGGGAUUGUGAUGAACAUGAUGGAGGGGGGUCACCCUAUCUUUUUGCCCUAUAAAAGGACAAAGCUCCCGAGGAAGUUUGUGAAGUGUGUGCACUCAACUGCGCAAGAACCAAAACCAAACCCUCUUUCUGUCUAUUUUUAGGCCAUUCAAGUUCUUGCAAUGGAACAGAAGAUGAGUUGGGCAGUUUCAGAUGCUGUGGACUACAAAGGGUUUUCUGCAGACAGGUCCAAAACUGGUGGUUGGGUUCCUGCUGCUCUCAUUCUUGGAAUAGAGAUAUGUGAGAGGCUGUCGACGAUGGGAAUAGCAGUAAACCUUGUGACGUACUUGGGUGGCACCAUGCACUUGCCGAGCUCGACCUCGGCCAACAUCGUCACCGACUUCAUGGGCACCUCCUUCCUGCUUUGCAUGCUCGGCGGCUUCCUCGCCGACUCUUUUCUCGGCAGAUACAGGACCAUCGCCAUUUUCGCCCUCAUCCAAACUUUGGGCACGGCCAUGCUAGCAAUAUCAACGAAGCUCUCACGGCUCCGCCCUCCUCCGUGCCGACCCAACCGCCCAUGCGAGCAAGCUGAUGGCCUCCAAAUGGGGAUCCUCUACUUGGCCCUCUACCUCGUGGCCCUCGGCACCGGCGGCCUCAAGUCCAGUGUCUCGGGCUUUGGGACAGACCAGUUCGACGACAAGGACCAGAAGGAAAAGGCCCAGAUGGCCUAUUUCUUCAACCGGUUCUUCCUCUUCAUCAGCGUGGGGACGCUGACGGCAGUCACCGUGCUCGUGUACGUGCAGGACGAGGUCAGCCGGAGCGUUGCCUACGGGGCGUGCUCGGUCGCGAUGUUCAUCGCGAGCCUCAUGUUCUUAUCGGGGACGAGGAGGUACAGGUACAAGAUGUGUUUGGGGAGUCCCAUUGUGCAGAUAAUGCAAGUCGCGUCGGCUUCGAUUAAGAAGAGGGGCUUGGAGGUUCCGUACGAUGUUGGGUGCUUGUACGAGGAUGUCCCUGAAGGGUCUAGGAUUCGUCACACUGAUCAAUUUCGGUGCCUGGACAAGGCUGCUGUUGUUGCCGAAGGCGACUUCGUGAAAGGCGGUCAUAAUUCUGCACCAAAUCCAUGGAAGCUCUGCUCGGUGACAAGAGUGGAGGAAGUGAAGAUGAUGAUAAGCUUGCUUCCGGUCUGGGCCAUGACGAUCAUAUUCUGGACAACAUACGCGCAGAUGAUCACGUUCUCGGUGGAGCAAGCUUCGACCAUGGAGAGGUCCAUUGGGAGCUUCCAAAUCCCAGCCGGCUCGGUCACCGUGUUCUUUGUGGUGGCUAUCAUGAUCACUCUUGCUGUUUAUGACCGGUUUAUCAUGCCUUUGUGGAAGAAAUGGAAAGGAAAACCAGGUUUCUCCAAUCUACAAAGAAUUGCAAUCGGACUCGUUCUUUCGACUUUAGGAAUGUUAGCUGCCGCGAUAACUGAGCGGAAGAGACUAUCUGUCGCUGCAUCUGUUGGCCGCGCUACCGCCACCCUACCAGUGAGCGUAUUCCUAUUGAUUCCACAGUUCUUCUUGGUAGGCUCCGGUGAGGCCUUCAUAUACACGGGCCAGCUGGACUUCUUCAUAACUCAAUCGCCCAAGGGCAUGAAGACCAUGAGCACCGGGCUCUUCCUCACGACCCUGUCACUCGGCUUCUUUGUCAGUAGCUUCCUUGUCUCCAUCGUGAAGAAGGCGACAAGCACGGGCGCGGGGCAAGGAUGGCUGGCGGAUAACAUCAACUAUGGGAGACUCGAUUGUUUCUACGGAUUGCUCGCGGUGCUGAGCCUAGUGAAUUUUGUCGCGUAUCUUGCCUGUGUAGCUUGGUACAAGCCAGAAUUCCAUAAACCCACUUUGCAGAUGGAGAAGAUUGGCAACGGGUCGUCCAUGGAGGAGAAGGUUUGAAGCGUGCUUAAGUUUAUGAACGCUUGGAAUGUCAGUGAUCAUGUUGAUGCACAUUAGGGAAAAGUGAGAUUGGGGUUGGACAUACUUUUCACUUUUGGUUUUAACUGGUCGUGGAAUAGUUUUGAUUUCAUGUUGCCUUUAUCUUUUUCUCUAGGUAAGUACUCUAACUUCCUAUUCUUGCAUAUGUUUCA
Messenger RNA from Rhodamnia argentea, 2160 nucleotides. RefSeq names its product protein NRT1/ PTR FAMILY 6.2. NCBI's taxonomy places the organism in Eukaryota, Viridiplantae, Streptophyta, Magnoliopsida, Myrtales, Myrtaceae. Gene Ontology annotation, cellular component: membrane. Gene Ontology annotation, biological process: transmembrane transport; oligopeptide transport. Gene Ontology annotation, molecular function: transmembrane transporter activity. Bases 227 to 1969 code for a protein of 580 amino acids. The transcript has 6 exons. The record is from RefSeq and is a predicted model, not a curated record.